This is a messenger RNA of Spizellomyces punctatus DAOM BR117, 4999 nucleotides long. RefSeq lists its product as uncharacterized. Gene Ontology annotation, cellular component: trans-Golgi network. The transcript is spliced from 18 exons. The record is from RefSeq and is a predicted model, not a curated record. NCBI's taxonomy places the organism in Eukaryota, Fungi, Chytridiomycota, Chytridiomycetes, Spizellomycetales, Spizellomycetaceae. The coding region runs from base 238 to 4881 and encodes 1547 amino acids.
CGAACAGCAACUCGCGUGGAAUCUCGAUAGGAACGGUCGCCGUUUGUUCGACUGUUUUGCAUUCAGUUCAACAGGAACUGCUUGUAAGAAGCGACAGGGCGGAUGAGGCUUUCAGUGGCUAUCGUCAAACUGCAAGAAUUUGGCCACGAUCUCUGUCUGGGUUGUGCAUCCCGUCCUCGAAGCUUUGUAGGCAGUUCCCCGCGGACAACCCCAUUAUUAACUUGAGAAACAGCCACCAUGCCUAGAGAACCGCCCUUCGACCUCCUGAAAUUCGCGCGAAUGCGAAUUCUCUUGGUACCUGUCCACCCCAUCCGCCGCGAUACGUUCCGCAAAUAUGUAGAUAGUCUUUCGCAAUUCGAUGUCGUGUCCCUAAUGGAUUUGACACCACCCGACUCAAGCCGCUCCCAGUCAAAGUUUACAGAACAAAUGUAUCACCAUGAAGGUUAUUUACACAUAAAUUAUGUUACGAGUUAUAAUAAAGAGCAUCUACCAUUUGAGGAAUUUCAACUGUAUCGGCAAAUUGUCGGGGUGAUUGGAAUCAUGCAUUGUCAACAGGUUGACAGUAUAGGGGAGGGAUACAAGCGUUUUCAAAACAUCCUGUCACGGUACCCAUCAGUGCUUGCAUCGCGAUGCUUUGCGUUCGAGCCAACUGAACAGCAAGCUGACGAUACGAGAGGAUGCAUCAUGAUUCCCGAUGAUCCCAAAAAGCUGUCAUUUUAUCUAAUGACGCAGAUCAAUGACUUGGCCAAUGAGCUACUGGUCGCAUUUGGAAACUUGGCUGCCCAUUUUGACAAGCGCCCGAUGAUUAGUGGGCCGCUGAUGCCUUCCUCGAUUGCAUCAACUCCCAUUAGUGCACACGCGACAACACUCCCCGCGUCUCCCGCUUCAUUUACUCCGACUAUGCAAUCGCUCCCAUCAUCUGCAUCCAUCGUCCAAUCUCCAAGUGUAUCUGCGUCUCUUCCAUUGAGCGGAGUAUCUACUCCUAUACGUGAAGGAUCUGCCCCGCUUUUAUCCGCUCAAGAUUCAACUGCAUCAAUGCUGGGAUUGGGCAAUUUGUUUACGCCGGAUAAGACAAAGAAACGGACGCCUGCACGUGCCCAAAAGCUGAUUGCGGACUUAUUUUUAAUGGCUGGGAGGGUAGACCUGGCGAUCAGUAGUUAUUCCGCUGCGAUUGAGGCUAUGAAAGCUACUGGCGAUUAUCAAUGGCUGGCGGCUGCCAUGGAAGCGUACUAUUGCGCGCUGAUACUUUCUCUGUUGCCAAAGACAGGGCUAUGGCCAAAUACGGAAGAUAGCCCUUCCUCUGAAACCGCCUCCCCAACUGGAAGUACCGGCACUCUCGGGCGGCAACCUUUGCGAUCACCAACCUAUUCCAUCAUCUUCGCAGCAGCUCAAUCCCACCCGCAAUUCCGCAUGCUAAUCUGUGAUAUACCCGACCGAUACCGUGAAAUUGCUUCUUUAUACGAACGAUCGUUCCAACCUGGACAGCCCGGUUUCUAUCCACUGCUCCACAUACAUGCUUGCCUUGACAUGGCGAGGUACCUUGCUGCAAUGUGGGUCGCUAAAUUCAACGGCCCAGUAACGAAUGGAGCUGGUGUCAUGCUGGUGGUGUCAGAAAGCAAAGGUAUCGCGGAUAUUGCCUCCAACAUCGGUCUCUCUGGAUCUGGUGCUCGCGCUGCAAAUACAGCGGGCACUGCAACGACAGUCGGACCAGCUUUCGACAAGGAUCGCAUCAUCUUGAAUGGCGGUUUAGGAGCCUCAAAAGUGGACGUAUCGACGUGGGUAAUGAAAGCUUGGGCAUCUGGAGUAGAAUAUUUGACGCUGUCAGAUCAGAUUGGCUGUGUGACAAGCAUCGCAACGGCAUACGCUCAGAUAGGGUACAAGAAGAAGCAUGCAUUCUUUUUGAGGCAAACGGCUCUCCUCCUGUUAGCAACUUUAAAAGGGAACAGGAAAGCGAGGGUGUCGAUGUCGGAUGUAUCUGAAAUUGGCGGUGAACGUGGAAGGAGUGCACAAUUGACACAUACUAGAGGUCUUUUUGAAUGCAUGCGGAGAGUUUGCGAGACGUUUGGCGUAGGUGAUACAAGUGCAGUUGAGGGCAGAGAAACUGCUGACGGAACAACCAGUCUAGAAGAAGACGACAACGAAUGGUUAGACUUAUAUUUUGACGAAGAUGAUUUGGAUAUGGACGAACUGGACGCACAUGACAUCAUGUCAAAGAAAAUCCAAAUUUCUCGGUUGCGGUAUGGAUGGCCGGAAUUGCAGAUUGAUGUUUUGAAGGAGUGCAUGGAAAUAUCAGAGGCAGCGGAUAGUCACGUCACCUAUAUCACAUACGCUCUUCGCCUCCUGAACAGGCUCUAUAAACACCUUAGCGAGCAAGAGCAAGUUGAGCACUUAGAGGCGAUGCAUACCGCUGCUGCACGUAGCAAAGCCCUGGAAGUGGCCAUUGGGCCGAACAACAAUCCCUUGAAGUCGCCGUGCGCUUUGGUGAAAGGCGCCAGUAAAGUUCCGGUCUUGCGAAGGCUGCGAUUCGUGCGACAACUGGCUACUGGGAUUCCAUAUCCACACCCGCGGUCGUCACUUGACGGGACCUUGACUGCGGCAGCAAAGGCCGCGGAUCCAUUUUUAUAUAAUCCUUUUGCGGCCAAGACGAUUGCAGCCAAAGGGAACAAGGAUCUUGGACGGGAUGUUAUUUUGAUUGUGAAUGAGCCUGCCUACUUUGAUGUGACGUUGGCGAACCCAUUUUCUUUCGACUUGGAGGUUCAAAGCCUGCUUAUAAACACAACUGGUAUCCCGUUCAAACCCCGCCCAAUUUCAAUUGUCAUUCCUGCGGAAUCCCGAUCGUUCACUGUCCGGCUUUCCGGAAUCCCGCUUGCACCAGGAACACUUCUGAUCAAAGGGUGUACUGUUCGAUUAUUUGCUGGAGCUGUGGAGGAGGAUAUUGCGCCCUUACAGCGGCUGCUGGAUGAUCCACGACAGAAAACCAAAGAUGGGAGACGGAAACGGCAGGAUGAGCGGGAGCGUUUUGGGAAGAAGAGGAUUGAGUUCGCGGAGAAGAGAAAAGAGGCUGGCACUGUGGGACCUAAGGUUGAAAGAGAGGUGCCAGAGUGGUCUUUGCCGAUUAAAGUCAUUCCCGAGCAGCCCUUGGUUCAAGUUGUGCGAGACAGCCUUUUGUCUACCGGACCAAUGAUGCUCUUUGAAGGGGAGAGAACCACUUUUCCUAUUCAUUUGGUGAAUAAGGGCACAACUCCAGUGGAUUUUCUAACUAUCGGUUUCGCUGAAUCGUACCUUCCUGAAGCGGCCGGUGCAGAACCUAUAGACGGAGCCGCGGAGGAACCGGAAGAUGUGUACGAGCGCGACGUUCAUGAUCGCAGUAUACGGGUCUUUUGGUUGGAGAAGGAGAUUGGAGAGAGGAUUCCCAUUGCUAAGGUGGCAGAUACAGGAGUGGAGAGAAUUCCGGUCGCGUUAGCUCCAGGAGAACAGGUUACUAUUGUUAUUGGAGCGUUCGGAAAGAAGUGGAGUACUGGUGGAACCAUCAAACUAGAUUAUGGGCACGUGGGCUCAUCAAAAACGCCUUCCAAAAACCAACCAAUAGAAGAUGCCCAGUCCAGUCCGACAGAAGGCAUCCAAACGCCCACUUCACCACCAGAUGACCACUUUUAUACCCGUCAGAUACUUAUCCCUAUCCUGAUGACUGUUCAACCCGCCCUCCAACCGCUCAACAUGGAUAUCCUCCUGCUGAGCGAUGCAUCUUCAUCUUCCUCUAUUCUCAUGAGUGCUACACCGAACGGCGCCAUGAUCAAUGGGACACAAAGAAAUUUAUCAAUGGAAGAGAUGACACUGGAUGCAGAGUUGGCUUUACUACAGCAGGAAGGGCUCCCUGAGGAGGAUCGGAAACGUGACCAUUGCUUGUUCACCUUUGAUUUGAGGAAUGUGUGGAGGAGUCCCUUUGAAGUUGUCUUUGAGGUUUUUGAUGGUGCUGAGGACAUAACUCCUAGCCAUUCUACUAAAACUAUCGUUCAUGCUGGAAUGACCAAACGCAUUCUCCUUCCCAUCAAGCGCAUUCAUCUUCCAUCGGCGACUACAACGCUCCCUAUCCCCCAGCCAGAUUGGAAACAAUUCGUAGUUGGUAAAACCCGCAGACUUUCACCUUCAGAAGACCGAGAACGUCGCACGCUGUUCUGGUAUCGUGAAGCACUUGUUGGUGGGGUAACACCCCUCCAACAUUCCCAACAGCCGAGCAUGGCACGAGGACGGAUUGUGGCCACUUGGUAUUAUUCACAAGCUCGAGUGGGGAGCUUGUCAUUGCGCGGAUUACGAUUAAGACGAGGAUUGUUGAGCGUGUUGAAAAGGGAGGAAGUGAGGAUCGAAGUGAAGGUUGUGCCCUUCACUGACUACAAAGGCGGUCAGGCAGAGGUGACAGGUGACGCCGAUCAUGUUUUGGCGGUGAAGAAGAUGAAGAAAGGAAGCUUUCAAAUUGGCCUGUGGGAAACAGCGGUCAUUGAAUGGAGCGUGUGGAAUUUGAAAGACCGACCCUUUCAACCCCUCCUCCGAAUUCUCCCUCACCCUGACCCGCCACCGACAUCUCUUCCUAUAACCAUCCACACUCCAACCGAUGACCGAUCCGUUACAUUUCAUAGCGUACCGAAUAUACAAUUCGGUGGCCCAUUGCAAACCCCACUCUCUCCACUUGCCCCGUCCGAAAAAACAACCUAUGCUUUGCCCGUGGUACCAACCGGCCAAGGGCGUAUAAGGAUAUUAUGGCAUUUAGAGGACAUCACUAGCAUAACACCAACCAAGGCGUCUCGAGGCACUGUGUGGGAAGAGGAUACAUAUUGGGGGGGUGAUGGGAUCCUGUUGGAUAUCGUCGACAAGGUCGAGCGAUGAUUGUGUAAAUGUAGAUGAUGAAGAAUGUAUAUGAUGAAACCACCAAUUCAGAGCACAGGGCGGACGCUAGUAGAAUGCCCUUUAUCAUUGACGCUUCACAAUUGACGCGUAGUUUCAC